This is a messenger RNA of Hyalella azteca, 1463 nucleotides long. RefSeq lists its product as uncharacterized. The transcript has 5 exons. The record is from RefSeq and is a predicted model, not a curated record. Lineage: Eukaryota; Metazoa; Arthropoda; Malacostraca; Amphipoda; Hyalellidae. The coding region runs from base 113 to 1009 and encodes 298 amino acids.
CUAAAGACUUAUCCAAUAUUUUUCCAUUUCUUACAACUAACAAUACAGAGAAUUUCAAUAGGCAACUAUUGUAAAUUUUUUUAUUAGAACGCACGCAAUUCAUAAGAUUAAGAUGAGGAGAUUUCUCAUCGUGCUAUUGGCAUCACUGCUGACCCUGUCGUGCUGUGCCGCCACUCAGGCCGUGGUUGAUGAAGAAGCUAUCAAGGAGACCAUAGACCGAGGUGCGGCCAAUAAGUUGGAGGUGCCCUUAAACCUGCCGGACCUUGGCUCCGUGGAGGAGCCGUGGCUGCCGUAUCUGCCGCUGAUCAUCGGUACAGACACCAUUUCUCUGGUACUCACUAGAAUCAGCAUCUUGGGGCUAUCGGGCAUUACCCUUGAACCUGUUACCCCCAACCGCCCCUUUCCUGACGGUGCUAGAACUUCUUUGUAUUUCUCCACGCCCUCCAUCACCCUGUACAGUGGCCAAUACAUUGGUGGGGGAUCUAUCGAAAAACUUCCCUUCGUGGGGGAGUCUACGGCCAACAUCACAAUAAAAGGUUUCUCCGCAAACAUCUCAUUCGAAUUCGACGGCAUUUUGCCUUUCUGCCCCAUAGCUAACACCACCUCCUACGCUCUCACCGGAGAUGCAUACUUCGUGAACUUCGCGGGCCUGAACCCGGGCUUACCGGACUCGGGCUACUUCAUCAACACUAUGUUGAGCUCGUUUGGUGAAGAUAUCAUGGAGUGGCUCAACAUUGAGAUCAACCCUGGAGGAGAGCUUCAUGACAUCGUUGACGGCCUGGUCGUGAAAAUUAUCGGAAGUAUCGUGCCUGGCUGCCCUUCUGGUGCUGAGUAUGACGAAGGCCAGGAAAUCUCGCUUGAUGACAUCUCGCGGGAAAUGGACUUGGGCGACCUGUUGCAAGUGCUCACGCAGGCUCUGAGCGACAGCGCUUCUUCGGAAUUUGUCAACACUCUCACCGAAGCCAGCAGCAAACUGAGCCUAAACUUCCAAAAGUUUGGUAUGGUUUGAAAUUAGAUUUCGCAACUUAUUAGCUUAGGCUAGUCGAAUUCCGGUAUUCCACUUCUAAUUACAAUAGAUUGAUCUAAUUACAAUAGAUCAACGCUAAGGUGAUUUGACGGUGGUCGCACCCCCAUGGCUCAGAAUUUGCUAAGCUUUAGUAAAAAAGAAUUAAUAAUUUUCUGUGAAUCAAUAAUGAAUCGUAAACUAGGUUUAGAUUUAACAAGCUUACCGAAUGAAUGUAUCAGUUUUAUUGUAGUUAUUAAGCUAAAUUAAAUAGGAACGUCGACUAUUUAACAUGGGACGGUGAAUUUGAUUAACAUUGAUGGUAUUGAUUUCUCUAGCAAUGAUUCUUACAACAAUUGGGACCAACGCUUCCUGUUCUGCAACAUUGAUUGAUUAUAAAUUAAUUAUCAUUGUAUUCCCUUUCAAAUAAAUUUUUCAUUCGCCAUGCACUAUCUCAUCC